Messenger RNA from Exophiala aquamarina CBS 119918, 1476 nucleotides. RefSeq lists its product as uncharacterized. The record is from RefSeq and is a predicted model, not a curated record. NCBI's taxonomy places the organism in Eukaryota, Fungi, Ascomycota, Eurotiomycetes, Chaetothyriales, Herpotrichiellaceae. The transcript has 2 exons. Bases 1 to 1476 code for a protein of 491 amino acids.
AUGGCCGGAAUUUCGUCGAAGAGGAACAAACUUCUCCACCGUUUUUACGAGCCACUGGUAUUACUAUAUGCUUUGGACCAAUUCCAAGGUGAUCAGCUGUAUUCAGACAAUAACAGGCCAUCGUUAGACGAUGCUACAGAAAAAGAACUCCGCCGGCGCUACUUGAACUCAUUGUCCUAUAUUUGCGAUUACAAAAAGGGUGGAGACACAGUAACGGCGAUUGGCGCCGCAGCAAAUCCAUUGAGAUAUUAUAUUGCAAGUAACAAGGCUCCUCAGCGGAAAGUAACAGACUUUCUCGAGUCGGUCUUCUCUAAACUUGAACAAGUCUACAACAUGAACGGAGAGGAGCGCAUCCAAAUGGAAAGCAUGCUUCUAAAGGCAUGUGUCGAAUUCAGUGAGCAACGAAUCCGAACAUAUUUGAGGUUUCUGCAGCUCUCCAUGAAGGAGUGCGCCAAAGCUGUUCAAGACAAGCCUGUGCUUGAGAACUUCAUUAGAGAAAGAGUCAACACAUUCACUGGUCAUAAAAAGUCAGAAAGUCCAUUCAGGGCAGCAAAGCAUUAUAUUGGGCGAAUCGCAGCGCACGUCAAGAAUGUGAAAGUUCUUUUGGCGGCGGCUCAGCGACUCCCCCAGCUCGUUUUGAAACCUGAAAUCAUCCCGAUCAAGAAUCCUCCGUCGAUAGUUCUGCCUGCUCCCCGUGGAUCAAGUCUCAAGCUUGACAGCAUCGCCAAUCGAAUGGUGCCCUCCUCUCAAAGUCAACUACUCUCCGAGCUGAGAUCCAGCCUCCAAACCUUGGACCGCCUAUUCAGUAUCGAAAACACAUUUCGGCGAGCGUAUUUGGAGAAAAAUCCCAGAGCUCGCGUUCAUGCAGAGCUGAUUGUUCUGGAGUAUUUCUACGAGCGCAGCGCAACUCUGGAGCACUGGGACAACGAUCGUUUCAUUGGUUGUAGUAAGCCCGCGUGCUAUUGUUGCUCAUUGUAUUUCCAAGAACACCCAGCCGAUGUCGAACCACCAAGCACUCAUCAAAGAAUAUAUCUUAAUUGGCUACCUCCAACCAAUCUCCCCGGGGUGGAAGAUCCUUCCUCCAGAUUGGCGACUCUUGAAAAGAAGAUGCUGAAUGCAAUGGUUCAAAGAAUUCGGAUCAGGACCAUUGAACAGAUUAGAAGUCAAACUGGACGAAGACAGAAACAGUAUGAUUCAACCACUGGGGAAACCUACUCCACACAUACCAAGGCCGCCUCCAUGGAAAAGCAACUUGAACGCAUAGACACCCUGCCAGUCGCAGAAGGUGAGAACUGGAUUGACGCUCCCUCGAUUUUGGUAACAAGAGUGGCAGAUCCCGAGAAUGAAUAUGCGAACAAUGACGCCGAAGCCGGGUUGAUAGUAUCCCUGGAGAAUGUACACCUUUCAAGGCAAAUCACAGAGUCCUGUGAGGAUUCCGAUGACGAACAGGGGGUGAAACUGCUUGGGUUUGUCUAA